UCGAUGACGAUCGAUGGUUCACUUGACCCCAGGCCCAGCUCCUUUUCACGUGCGCGCCGUGCGGGGAGCUCCCCAUGGCUCCCUCACCACCCAGACGGCGCCUCUUCGCUCUGUCCCCGCUGCCGCCGCCCGCUGGUAAGCACAAUUCGUUCAACACAUUGCACCAGGUGCAGCCUGCUCUCCAGUGCUCACCCGCGACUUUCGGUUCCCUCGGAAGUGCCGUGCUGCCGCAUGACGUGAACGCAUGCGCUUCGUCCACGCACGGUUUCACAGCAGCCUCCUUCCAAUGCAGGCACACGACACUUUUAGAUUUCCAUUAGACCUUCUGCAUCGAUAACACCAUGGCCGACCGGCCUAGAAACCUGCAUCCCUCACGCUCCUUCACGCGCCUCGACUCUGCCCCAAAGAGCCCCCUCUCGCGCAGUCGAGCGAGUACGCUGCAAGGACCGAAUGCGUCAGAUAUGCUCGAUCCGCUCAAGGCUGCCAUGGUGCCCGAGGAAGACGAGAACCCCGACGGCGACGUGUUUGCGAAGAAGGAAGACAAGGACGAGGCCCAAGACAGCGAAGAGCCCAAGGUGCCGGACACUUUCGAGGAGCUGCCCAUCGAGAUUCGUAGCUUGACCGAGAGAUUCCUCGAGUCCCUCACAGCCAAAGUACAUCCUACACCUCUGUCCGCCGAAGCUCUCGCCGACCUCUUCCAAGACUUCUACGGACGCGCCUCCGCCAAAAUAAGCACACACAUAGCCACCCUCUCUGCUCGUCUAACGAGUGACAACUAUGUCGCGAAUGCGAAGAAAGCGUCGGCUUCAUCGAGCAAACCAUCGUCGAUACGAAAAGGAAGCGACCCGUCAGGGGAACAACAAAUGCUCAGUGCCACUGAAAUGGCCGACCGCAAGAAAGCGCGCAGAACGCUCGAGCUUAAGCGGUUUGCACUGGAAGAGGCCGUGGAGCGCGCUGUAUGCGAGAAGGUCUACCAGAGGAUAUGGCGGCACAGGAGUACUGAUGACGAGGAAAGGGAUCAUAAACUCAGAUCACGCACAGCUGCUCUCUCCCUCGUCGGUAUCGGCCUAAAAGAGCUCUUGAUGACUGGCGAAGAGUUGACCGAGGAAGAGCGCCAGAAAGCCAAGGAGAAGGAGCCCGAGAUUCGCGAGUACCUGUCUGCAGCACGCGAAGACAUCCUGAAGAUGAACGAGGAGAAGUACCCGCUGGGCAAGGUCCAACAUUUGACUGCUGCACACAAGUCCAUUGUCGAAGCUCUGUCCAAGAUAUUCCCUUCGACCUCGUCUGCUGAUGAGAUCCUGCCAACGCUCAUUUACGCCCUUAUUACUAUGCCACCUGUCAACUUGAACGUAAUUAGCGAUCUAAACUUCAUCCAUCGUUUCCGCGGUUCAACUCGCAUGGAUGGUGAGACUGCAUAUUGCUUGGUUAAUCUCGAGGCAGCCAUUUCAUUCCUGGAAACCGUCGAUCUUUCUUCUUUGCGCGCCGACGAAGUCACUCACGCAAAACCAGACUCCAGACCUUCAACUCCCAAAUCCGAGAUCACUCCAAUGUCUCUGGGCCUUUCGGAUGCGCCAGAUCUCAUCCAGACCCCAGCCACGCCCACCUCCAAGACAAUCCCCAAAGAACCUUCCAGUCCAACGACGACCAAAGCUCAGCGUCGCUUGAGUAACCUCAUUCAAACACAAACCAACAAGAUCGAGGCUGCCUCUGAUGCCGUUCGGGAUUCGAUUCUUGACUCUGCUGACCAGGCACUUGGGAGAAUCAACAACACGUUGGACACUAGCUUCAAAUUCUUCUUUGGUGGUCUAAAAGAGAAGAAUCCCGAUGGCCCUGUGCAAGAACAACCAGUGCUUCCCAAGACACUGGAAGACGCAAGGAAGCUCGUGAGCUCCCCAACUCGUGCAGAGCGUGAUGAAGACAACUUGAGUGUCAGUGCAGCAAGUUCAGUGCAGGGUGAUGAACCAACAGAGGCCCCAAUCAGCAGAGGACUAGACGCGAAGAUGGCUGAUCUCUUCGCUGGUAGGAGGCAAAUUAGAGAUCGCAGCGUCGAUUCUACCAAGUCCGGCGGUAGCAACAGUGGGCGACGCGUUGCGUUCGCCCCAGGCCAGAGCGUAGAGGAGAAGACACCCUCACCAGCUCCGAUCAAGGCAGAUCCUCCAACGCCGAGCAACACGUCCGCGGUAGAUUCUCUGCGGAACAUGGGCAACAACUUUAACCCUUUAAACCGGUUUCCCAGCAUGAAUGUACUGCCUCGCUUUGCGCGCGCUGUAAGUAGUAACAGCACACCUGUUCUCCCCUCACCGAGCCAGGAACAGGUGAAAGCAUCGCCUUCUCCAGAACCACUCAGUCGUACAGCCACGAACGAGUUACCACCAGUAGAUGAAAAGGGUGCGAGAGCAAUUGCUGCUUUGGAGCAACUGAAGAAGACCACGCCACCAGCAAAGCGCUUUCUAGAAGCCAAAGAUGCUCAGGAAUUGAAGCUGAAGGAGGUUGACGAGCUUUUGAAAGAGUAUCAAAGAUUGGCUGGUGCAUUACGGGGAGCAAUUAACUAUUGAAACAUAUGACAUAUUUGAUAGCGAAGAUUUGCAUAAACGUUACAAAACAGAAAGCUUCGGUCACACAUUUGGUUUGUGUGGAUUUCAGU
Alternaria rosae is the source of this 2644-nucleotide messenger RNA. RefSeq lists its product as uncharacterized. The record is from RefSeq and is a predicted model, not a curated record. The transcript has 2 exons. Gene Ontology annotation, cellular component: endocytic vesicle; cytosol. Bases 342 to 2555 code for a protein of 737 amino acids. Gene Ontology annotation, molecular function: small GTPase binding; guanyl-nucleotide exchange factor activity. Gene Ontology annotation, biological process: vesicle-mediated transport. NCBI's taxonomy places the organism in Eukaryota, Fungi, Ascomycota, Dothideomycetes, Pleosporales, Pleosporaceae.